Phalaenopsis equestris is the source of this 835-nucleotide messenger RNA. RefSeq lists its product as uncharacterized. The record is from RefSeq and is a predicted model, not a curated record. The transcript has a single exon. NCBI's taxonomy places the organism in Eukaryota, Viridiplantae, Streptophyta, Magnoliopsida, Asparagales, Orchidaceae. The coding region runs from base 149 to 655 and encodes 168 amino acids.
ACCUAAGAGAGAGAAAAUUCGUCACCCCUGACAAAAAUCAAGCCCAUCCCCAUGAGCAAGACAUCAAGUGACGGCUUUACAAACGUCGCCUUCUCAAACUUCUAUAUAUCUCCCUGCCUCCCUUCUCCGCCCAAAGCCACAGAAACACAUGGGCUCCUGCUUCUCCUCCUCCCCCUCCUCCACCGCCUCCUCCACCAACAUCCGCCCAUCCACUGCCAAAGUGAUCAACAUCGACGGCUCCCUCAUCGAAUUCUCUCGGCCGGUUAAAGUAUCCCAGGUUCUCGGCCAAAACCAAACCUCCUCCUUUCUCUGCAACGCCGACGGCAUCUUCUACGGUCAAUUCGUUCAAGCAUUGCACCCCGACCGGCUCAUUGAACCGGCCCAGCUCUACUUCGUGCUUCCGGCAGCGAAGCUCGAAUAUCGCCUCACGGUGGCGGAUAUGGUGGCGUUGGCCGUCAGCGCUAGCUCUGCUUUCGCCGCUGCGGGAUCGGUGAAGACGGCGAGGAGCGGAGGAAGAAAUAGGAGGAGGAGAAGUGCUGUUGAGGUUAUGCCGAUUAUAGAAAAAAUGGAUUUUGAUUGCUAUAGGAGGAUCAGUGAAGUUAGUGUUGGGAGUUGGAGAUAUGAUUUGGGAGAGAAGAAGAGUUUUGGGUUUUAGGGGAUUGAAAGCUUCCAUGCAGAUUUUAGUGCGAUUGAAGAUGCUUGUUUUGUUGUGUGGUUAAUUAAUAUGUACAGUUAUUCCUUGCUGUUGUCUUGUAAAAUUCAUUGUUGGAAUUGUGUUUUUUCAGACUUAUUGAGGUUUUCAGAAUAAUGUUCAAUCAAUAAAUAAGGGAUGUGA